AUGAUUAGAGUACCGAAGGUCAAUGCUCUCUUCGAUUUUUCCAGGUGUCGCUAUUCAACUUUGAGCACUGUUGGUCUGCCGACAAUAUAUGCAUUAUCAACUCCUCCAGGUCAAAGGUCAGCCAUAGCCGUGGUUAGGAUAUCCGGCUCCCAUUCCAAAUAUAUAUAUCAUAAACUCACCAAAUCCAAGAAUGAUCCUAAACCAAGAAUUGCAUCUCUGAGGAAGCUUUACUCAUCAGUUGACAAGAAAGGUGUUUUAGAUUCUUCUCUGACACUGUUCUUUUCUUCUCCAAAUACGUUCACAGGUGAGGAUAUUUUAGAGUUACAUCUACAUGGGGGAAAAGCAGUUACUAGUUGCGUCUUGAAGGCAAUUGAAGAAUUACAUGACCUGGGAUCCGGCUACAACAUACGUUACGCUUAUCCUGGAGAAUUUUCAAAGAGAGCCUUUCAAAAUGCGAAAUUUGACCUGACUGAGAUAGAGGGAAUUCGCGAUCUGAUAGAUGCUGAGACGGAGACCCAGCGUAAAAGUGCACUUUCCAGCUUCAAUGGAGAAAACCGAGAUAGGUUCAUGCAAUGGAGGACUAAAAUCAUUUCCAAUGUUGCCCAAUUGACAGCAAUAAUAGACUUUGGAGAUGAUACCGAGAUUCAAGACAUUGAAAAGAUAGUAAUGACGGUGGAGUCUAAUAUCAAACAACUACGCAAUGAAAUAAGGGAGUUCAUUAAAAAAAUUGAGAGAUCAAGCAUACUACGUAGUGGUAUCAGAACAGUCCUUUUGGGCCCUCCUAAUGCUGGUAAAUCAUCGCUCAUUAACACCAUAAGUAAAGACGACAUCUCGAUCGUAUCCCAGACUCCUGGUACCACAAGGGAUGCUAUUGAGGUUGCUAUCAACGUCAAUGGAUACAAAGUCAUCAUCUGCGACACUGCAGGAAUCAGAGAUGGUUCAUCUGAUGAGAUAGAGGUACUUGGGAUUGAGAAAGCGAUGAAAAAAAGCUCACAAUGUGAUCUAUGCCUUCUACUGGUUGACCCUCAAAAUGAGUCUCCUAUACCUGACCGUCUUAAGCAGCAUUUAUCUUCACCUCAACUUUUAAACACCGAUACUGUGCUAGUGCUUAAUAAGAUGGACAUCUUUGAGAAUUCCCUAGAGGCAAAAAAGUACAUUGAUCAGUUGAAGAGAGAAACGAACAGCCGGUUUCCCAUAAUACCAAUAUCGUGCUUGUCAGGCAUAGGUAUUAAUCAGUUAGUUGAUGAACUGACCACUAAAUUUCAGGCGAUGUCUAAUAGCAGCGAUGAAUCUGAUCCGAUCAUUGUAUCCCAAAGAGUAAAAGAAAUACUGAAUAAUGACGUUCUUUACGGGAUCGAAGAGUUCUUGUCACUCAAGGACGAUGUUGUUCUUGCGUCCGAGAGCUUACGGCAUGCAACCGACGGUAUCGGAAAGAUAACAGGAGAGACAAUUGGCAUUGAAGAAGUUUUAGGUGUGGUCUUUUCUAGUUUCUGUGUCGGUAAAUAG
Molecule: messenger RNA, 1506 nt
Organism: Torulaspora delbrueckii
Lineage: Eukaryota; Fungi; Ascomycota; Saccharomycetes; Saccharomycetales; Saccharomycetaceae
Gene: MSS1
Product: Mss1p
Exons: 1
Coding region: 1-1506 (501 amino acids)
Biological process (GO): tRNA wobble uridine modification; tRNA methylation
Cellular component (GO): cytoplasm; mitochondrion
Molecular function (GO): GTP binding; protein binding; GTPase activity
Source: RefSeq, a predicted model, not a curated record